AUGUCCUACGGAUUCGAGAAGAAAGAUGACCAGUUCAGGGAGAAAACAACAGAGAAGGUGGAGCGGAUCGUGCUGCAGACAGAGGUGGUAUCUUCCCAACAAGAAAAGGACCAGGACCAGCCUGAGUUGAAGUUGGCACAGCCAGAACAGUCUCACCACCAGCCUGACAACAUGGAGAACCAGGCAGAGCAUCAGACUGGGCAGGUAGAGACAGACUCACUGGAAGGGAUAGAGGACGAUAGGCCUCAGUUCUUGCUGGGGUUUACAGGGCUGAGCAUGCAUGAUGACCACUCUGACGACUCAGACACGCCAAGCGACACUAGUGACGCCACUAGCGUAGCCUCGGCGGGGCCGGCCCUGACUGCCGCAGCCAAGGCCGCCGUGGACAAGGCUAUAGGGGCGGCGGUGAAGCAGGCGGAGGCCGAGGAGAAAACUCCAGCCCCAGGCUUGGGUGGAAGCCUAGGCCUUGGGCUGGACAGUCAGUCAGAGGGAGAGGAGUCAUCAGGGUCAGUCUCAGAGGAGGAAGCGGAGAAGGAGAACAGCCAAGACUGGAGAGGGUGCUUCGUGCCCCCCUCCCCCGUGCACACCUCUCCUAUUGGAGUGUCCUGGCAGAGUCUCAGUGGGGAGGUAGCUGCUGCAAGGGCUCACUCGGAGUUGUUUGUGCUGGAUGCUCCAGAGGUCCUGACCUUUAACAGGGCAGACGUGGUCGAUGUGACCCAGCAGGUCCCUGUAAUACACACGGAAAUGAAAACUGUCACAUACCAGUCACUAGAGGCUGACGCUGAUCCCGAGGCGGGGGUGUUGAUGAGCGCCCAGACCAUCACCUCAGACACCACCAGCACCACCACAACCACACAUAUCACCAAGACUGUGAAAGGAGGCAUCUCGGAAACCAGGAUCGAGAAGAGAAUCGUAAUCUCGGGUGAUGCAGACAUUGACCAUGACGAGGCCUUGGCUCAGGCCAUAAAGGAGGCCAAAAAGCAGCACCCUGACAUGUCAGUGACCAAAGUAGUGGUCCACAAAGAGACUGAGAUCACGCCUGAGGAGGGCGAAGAGUGACCGCAGGUGUGACGGGUCACCGGGUUCACCAACGUUUCGGGAGCAUUCUGUUAACGUUACUUCACGCUGUUCAGAGUACGGGACACAAGCAGGAUAGUGGCGUUGCCAACAGACAGCACCCCACUGUAGCAGACACUAAUACUGCAUCCAACCACUACUGAACUAACCUCAUCCACCCACACUCCCUCACUCACUCACCAUCACUACUGGCAAACACAGACCUCCAAAGCUACCUUCAUAGGAGCAUGUAUACUGCAUGAAAAGGGAACAAUUCUGCAUUUUUGUAAAAGAAAAAAUAACAAUAUAUCAAAAGUUCUACAUGUUUUACUUGACCUGUAAACUCAGACUCAAAGGUUUAAGAAUGUAUGUGAUGAGAGUUAAGAUAGUAUAGAUCAUUAUGUUGUAUUUAUUAUCAAACUGCUCACUUGGAAACAUGUAUAAUAGUAGGCUAUGAUGGCACAAUAUUUAUCCACGCAAUAGAUGUGGCAUUCAUCUUGUCAGAAGUCCCCUUAUUUAUCCCAAAUGCUGAUUUUAUCCAAUUUUACAAAGAGUAUUCCCUUUAAAAAGACAACAAUAAUAUCUAUGGUACUGGUACAUGCAUUUGCUUAGUAGGUCAUCCAUGCUCAAAGAUGAUUUUGUUGUUUUUACUUGUAAAUAUGCUUAUUUGGUUUUCAUUAAUUACAAGGUGAGGAUGAGGAUGAUGAGGCAAAAUAUUGUAGAAGCGUUAGUUAGCAGGAAAAGUUCAACAGACUCCAUUACUGUGACCUCUGAGGUGAUUAAGAAACCCCUUAUUAUACAGUAUGUGUCUUCACACUGUGGAUUAUACUUUCUUGUUGGCUUGUAUCUGAAAUUAUACCCUAUUCCACAUGGGCUCUGGUCAAAAGUAGUGUACUAUAUAGGGAAUAUGAUGCAAUUUUAGAUACAUAAUUGUUUAGACACAUUCUUAAAGGAAAACUCCACCCAAAAACAAUAUUUUGGUAUGUGUUUCAUUAGUCCAUUGUUGACACAGUCCCAACAUGUUUUGCUUGUCAGCAAUCAAGUUUUCAACAUAUGUAACUUUGAAAAUACAGAAAUCAUCCCUAUAUGAAACAUUUUGCAUCACA
Messenger RNA from Oncorhynchus keta (chum salmon), 2162 nucleotides. Its product is annotated as band 4.1-like protein 3. The transcript is spliced from 7 exons. The record is from RefSeq and is a predicted model, not a curated record. NCBI's taxonomy places the organism in Eukaryota, Metazoa, Chordata, Actinopteri, Salmoniformes, Salmonidae. The coding region runs from base 1 to 1059 and encodes 352 amino acids. Gene Ontology annotation, molecular function: actin binding; structural molecule activity. Gene Ontology annotation, cellular component: plasma membrane; cytoskeleton.